CUCAACUUUUUCUCUCCCGUUUCACUUUUUUGCAUUAGCAAACUCCUUUGUCCUUUCUCCCUAUCUUCCCCGUUUCCCCUCUUCCCUCCCCCAUAUCGCUUUUACUCUCAACUCUUUCUCUAUCUAAAUCACUACUCAAUGUACCACUUCAUUCUCGUCACUUUUCUAAGUUUUUGGCUAUAAUCACGGGCAUAACUAGAAUUGGGGUUUAAUAUCUUCUGAAUUUUGAACUUGGGACAGUGUUUUUUUGGGGGUUGAAGAUCUAGAGUUUUUACCAGCAGUGUUCUACGUCAUACAGGACUGAGGACACCGUUGCUGAAUCUUGGUAUAUAAAUUUUCUGCUGUUGGUGAAAACAUUGGUGUGGCAGAAAAUAAUUGAUGCAGCAACUGUUAGGUGCAUGAUGGAGAGUUUGAUGCAAUGGGCAAUGUCGGUUGCACCACAAGAUGAAGGAGAGGCAGCGUUGGACUGCUGAGGAAGACUCGAUACUAAGUGCAUACGUUAAGCAAUUCGGUCCAAGAGAAUGGCAUCUUGUUUCGCAGCGUAUGAACACAACCCUUGAUAGGGAUGCUAAGUCUUGUUUAGAGAGGUGGAAGAAUUACCUUAAACCUGGCAUUAAGAAAGGCUCACUUACAGCGGAAGAGCAGCGUCUUGUAAUCCGUCUGCAAGCCAAGCACGGCAAUAAAUGGAAGAAGAUCGCUGCUGAGGUGCCUGGUCGUACUGCUAAGAGGCUAGGCAAGUGGUGGGAGGUGUACAAGGAGAAACAACAAAGGGCUAGCAAAGAGACUAAUAAGUGCUUGGAGCCUAUCGACGAGGGAAAAUACGAUCGUAUUUUGGAAACUUUUGCUGAGAAGUUGGUGAAAGAACGAGUACCUUCUGGACCCCAAUAUCUUGUGGCAGCCUCUAAUGGGGGUUUCUUACAUAGCGGUGAUCAUCCUCCUCCGUUGGUGACUGCUCCGCCUCCUGUUCCUUCGACUACAAUGAUGCUCCCUCCUUGGCUUUCGACUUCUAAUGGAGGAAGGCCGCCUGGUUCCCCAUCCGUCACCCUAAGUCUUGCGUCUACAACAAUGCCUACGCCUACGCCUACUCCAGUGGCUUGGCUUCCCCAAGAAAGAGGGCCCCAUAAUCUCGACAAUUCCCCUCUUACUUUGGGUUGUUUGCCAUCUUGUCUCGGAGGGCUUCCUCAACAGAUGCUUAUCUCGGAGCUGAUGGAUUGCUGUAGGGAAUUGGAGGAAGGGCAUCGGGCUCUGACCGCUCAUAAGAAAGAGGCUGCGUGGAGAUUAAACAGGGUGGAACUUCAACUAGAGUCGGAGAAGGGGAAUCGGAAGAGGGAAAAAAUGGAGGAGAUUGAGGCAAAGAUAAAUGCUCUUAGAGAAGAACAAAAGGCUAGCAUGGAGCGAAUCGAGGCUGAGUACCGAGAGCAGCUUGCUGGAUUACGAAGAGAUGCCGAAGCUAAGGAGCAGAAACUAGCUGAUCAAUGGGCAGCUAAGCACAUGCGGGUUACUAAGUUGCUUGAGCGGAUGGGGUGCAGGACUCGACUUACUGAAACAAAUUGAUUGAACAUAGCACAAUCGAGAAUCGAGAUCUAGUAUUACAUAUAAUUUGUGUAGUUUUUAGUUGCUAUCAUGUUACAUCCUACAUUGCCAUCUUUACAUCAUGAUCUUGCUCCUUAGCUAUCACUUUGUUGUAUAAGAACAUACUAUUACUUUCUACUUCUACUUUGCAGGUCAUUGAAGCUUAGAUUGCUGGCAGGUGAUCUUAAAGGAAUCAAUGACUUUAUUAAUUAUCAUAAGUUUUGUGCCUUUUAAUUACGGUGUUUUCAAAUUUUUGUUGAUAC
This is a messenger RNA of Amaranthus tricolor (Joseph's coat), 1835 nucleotides long. Its product is annotated as transcription factor AS1-like. The record is from RefSeq and is a predicted model, not a curated record. NCBI's taxonomy places the organism in Eukaryota, Viridiplantae, Streptophyta, Magnoliopsida, Caryophyllales, Amaranthaceae. The transcript has 4 exons. The coding region runs from base 445 to 1554 and encodes 369 amino acids.